Molecule: messenger RNA, 3283 nt
Organism: Coregonus clupeaformis (lake whitefish)
Lineage: Eukaryota; Metazoa; Chordata; Actinopteri; Salmoniformes; Salmonidae
Product: serine/threonine-protein phosphatase 2A 55 kDa regulatory subunit B delta isoform
Exons: 10
Coding region: 153-1496 (447 amino acids)
Biological process (GO): peptidyl-serine dephosphorylation
Cellular component (GO): cytosol; protein phosphatase type 2A complex
Molecular function (GO): protein phosphatase regulator activity; protein binding
Source: RefSeq, a predicted model, not a curated record
UUUUGGAUGGAAAAAAUCACGGACGAUUUCCGUGAUCCCUGACUCCUCACUUUGCCUGUGAAUGUUGACUAUUUUUACCUCACGCAAGUUGCAUUGGUUGAAUAAGCAGUGCAAGCCGUGUUCAGUAAUAGCUAACUCUGCUAAAUGAAACAAUGGCAGGAGUUGCCGGUGGAAAUGAUUUUCAGUGGUGUUUCUCACAAGUGAAGGGAGCGAUAGAUGAAGAUGUUGCAGAAGCUGAUAUCAUCUCAACGGUUGAAUUCAACCAUUCUGGAGAGUUGCUAGCAACUGGAGACAAGGGAGGCAGAGUUGUCAUAUUUCAACAUGAACAGGAGUGUAAGAAUCGACCACACCUGCGAGGGGAAUACAACGUUUAUAGCACUUUUCAGAGUCACGAACCUGAAUUUGACUACUUGAAAAGUUUAGAAAUUGAGGAAAAAAUUAACAAAAUAAGAUGGUUACCCCAACAAAACUCAGCUCACUUUCUACUCUCAACAAAUGACAAAACGAUCAAAUUGUGGAAAAUCGGUGAACGAGACAAGCGGGCUGAGGGUUACAACUUGAAAGACGAAGACGGACGUCUCAGGGAUCCCUUUAGAAUUACCUCCCUCCGGGUACCAGUGCUGAUGCCCAUGGAUCUCAUGGUAGAAGCAAGUCCUCGUAGGGUGUUUGCCAACGCUCACACGUAUCAUAUUAAUUCAAUUUCUGUAAAUAGCGAUCAUCAAACGUACCUCUCUGCUGAUGAUCUAAGAAUUAAUCUAUGGCACUUGGAAAUCACAGACCGAAGUUUUAACAUUGUAGACAUCAAGCCUGCCAACAUGGAGGAACUGACAGAGGUGAUCACAGCGGCUGAGUGCCAUCCAAACCAAUGCAAUGUAUUUGUGUACAGCAGUAGCAAAGGCACCAUACGCCUCUGUGACAUGCGAACAGCAGCACUCUGCGAUAGGCACACCAAGUUCUUUGAGGAGCCUGAGGAUCCAAGCAGCAGGUCGUUUUUCUCUGAGAUCAUCUCGUCCAUCUCUGACGUGAAGUUCAGUCACAGCGGGCGCUACAUGAUGACACGGGACUACCUCUCCGUCAAGGUGUGGGACCUCAACAUGGAAAACAGGCCAGUCGAGACGUAUCAGGUUCACGAAUACCUUCGCAGCAAGCUUUGCUCGUUGUAUGAAAAUGAUUGCAUCUUCGACAAGUUUGAGUGCUGCUGGAACGGUAGCGACAGUGCCAUCAUGACCGGCUCCUACAACAACUUUUUCCGGAUGUUUGACCGGAACACCAGGAAGGACAUUACACUGGAGGCCUCCAGGGAGUGCAGCAAACCGCGGGCUACACUCAAACCCCGCAAAGUCUCCACCGGUGGCAAGAGGAAGAAAGAUGAAAUCAGCGUGGACAGCCUGGACUUCAACAAGAAGAUCCUGCACACCGCCUGGCACCCCAAAGAAAACGUCAUCGCUGUGGCGGCCACCAACAACCUGUACAUUUUCCAGGACAAGAUCAACUAAAAAAAGUAUUGGGCUCCAUCCUGAGGACAAGGCUUUACUGUUCCUGGAUAGUUAAGCCUAGUGGUUUAUCUGUAACAGAAACAAACAGCCCUCUCGUCCUCCUCCUCUUUUUGUUGUGGCAGGAGGUUGAUUGGUCGGCCUGUUUUCUUUUGAGUCAGGUUGAUUUAGUCUUGGGUGAAUCAGUGCCGGGGCCAAGAUCGGACCCUGAGAGCCCACCUUGCGUUGAAUCAAUGGAACGGCACACGCAAGAGGUCAAACUCUUGAACAUUGGUGUUUGUGUUGACAUUUUCAGCCUUCAUUUCAUAAUCUAACAACCGAACUAUGGAAAGCCCUGAAAAUGACCUCUUGUCAUUGUAACACCCUCAUUAAGAUUUUUGGGGCUUUCUGAAACAUGGAUAUUUCAUGCGUUAUAGGCCUACCUGUUAACAUUCCCCAUUGACCAUGCGUUCAGGCUAAAGCACUUGCAACAGGUCGUGAAUUUGGAAAGUGGACAUCUUCUUUUCUCCACCCACUCCCUCCUAUCCCCAAUUUAUCCCCCAGAAAUGGUAACGUUAUCUCACUGACUGUAUCUAUUCAAAUACACCUUUAUGGUGUCAUCCACUUAAUAAAAGUAAAUAGAACUACAGAUGUGUUUUAAAAUUGAAAUCAUGUUUAGAAUUGUUUGCAUGUUUUUAUGUUGUAGUGAGGUGGAAAAAAUGUAAAGUCGCACCGCGGUCUUUUGAGUAGUUCUUUCAAGCUAUCACUAAAAUAACUACUCUUAAGUUUCAGAAUCACCAUUUGAGACUGACCAUGUACAAGUGUCAAGAUAUGUAUUUAUGUGUUGCUCUCAUUUAAGAUACAGGCUGGAAACUUAAUGGGAAGAGACGCAAGACAAAGGGAUUCUGCAGCCUUAAUACCUACGUCUAUCAAUGACAGCUACCGGUUAUGUCCCCAAAUGUUUUACAAACCUUAUGUGCAUUAUUUUUUUAUUCUAUUUUAUAGAUUUGUCUCAUAUUACUGCUGCUAUUUGCGGCUGUCUGUGAAAACACAAGGUAUAUAAUAGUCAGAGGAAGAGUACUGCACAUCAUACUGAUAGAUCUAGUGAUAUACAGAGUUCCUCCAAAACAUGGAAAGUUUAUGGUUCUUUGUGUAGUAAGAGCAGGAGAUUCAGACAAACCUCUUCUUACAUGUGCCCUUUAAAUCAUUCAUUGGGAUGCCACUAAAGUCAAAACUGCAUACUUUGUUUUCCAAGUUCUAUCAAUGCAAAAAUGAUGGUUGAAUAGACCUGUACUGAUAUUAAAAACAGGAACACUGGUAAUAAAGCCUAUCUCUGUUUAAUCAUUCUUAACAUGGUGGCAGUGUAUUCACUUGUUUAAUUAUGUUGACCAAAGUUAAAUAAAAUCUAAUUGUAUUCAUCUGCAUUAUGCCUCCAUUACUUUAAAUGGGUGAGAAUAGUCCUGGAGCUAGAUGAUACUGUAGAUGUCUAUUCAAUAAGUUGCAGUAUUCAGAGAAAAUGAGGGAAUUCAUAUGAGUGCUCAAAAAAUACAAUGUAAGUAGCAAAGAUUAUUAUAUGAAUGACUUACUGAUCAUACAAAAAUUGGAGACAUCUUAUUUCACAGUGAUAUUGACCUAUAAUUUUCUUUAAAACUGCAUGCUAAUUACAUAACUUGGGAUGCUUUAAAACAAGCGCCACUGCAGAUGUGGUACCAGGCAAUUCUUUGGAGUACCUGAAAGUACCACUUCUUACCAUAUUCUGUACCAGAUAUAGUACCAGCUGACACUGUAAAAUAAAUUACCAAAUAAAAACA